GACUGUGCUUGACAGGAUACAUCAAAUCUUACUCAACAAAAGUAUUACUGAAGAAUUUAUAUUCAAAUUUAAGUUGUCUGUUGAUAAUCGGUCAUCCCAAUUUCGAUCAGCAACACGUAAACUUUUUCAUCGUACGUUUGCAGCUAUGCUUCGACCAUUAAGAUCUCUAAGCAAUACUGGUAUUCAUCUCUAUGUCAAUGAAAGUCUCAAAUGGUUUUAUCCACAUUUGGCACUUAUAAUUUCGGAUUGGCCCGAAGCAUGUAUGUUAUGCGCUACUUAUGGGUCACCAAAUUCACUACAUCCAUGUCACUUUUGCUUAGUAGAUCGCGGUGAAAUGAAUAAUAUCUAUUUAAAAAAAGAAAAGAUGGUCAUUCGGAAUGAGAAUACAACUAAGACUUUUUUACGCCAAGAUAAUGGCAAGAAAAUUUCUGUACAUCAUAUUAGAAAUGCAUUGUGGAAGCGACCGUACUUUAAUGUCUACACUAUGUGUGUGCCAGACCGCAUGCACCAUGCGGAUCUCGGGCUUUUUCAGUAUCAGUUACGGUUUACUGUUGAGCUAUUGAACUUAAAUUAUGGCAGUGGCCCAACAAGAAUUCUUGAGGAACGUCUUUCUCAAAUCCCUCAUUAUCCAAAUCUUAAGGCUUUUAAAAAUGGGUUUGAGAGAUUUAAUCGGUUAACUGCAUCGGAGUAUCAAGAUUUAAUGAGAAUAAUGAUUUUUGUCUUGGACGAGUUAAUACCCGACAGAAAUCUCAAUAAACAAUUGUGUGACCUUUACUCAUUUUGGAUUGACAUGAACAUUUGGAGUCAUCAACCAAAAUACACCAGAUCGGAUCUCAAUAAAUUCGAGUUCGGGUCUCCUAAUGGAUAUACAAGUGAGACGUAUGAAUUAUUACAUAAAUUUAAUGUUAAACAGCCUUAUCGUAUGACGAACAAGCGAAAUGUUAAUUCACAAAUUCAAGCAAGUGUAACUCGUCAAAACAUCUUUGCAUCUUUCAAAUCAAAGUUUUAUUCACGGACUAAUAAUAACUUAUACUGUGGAAUCACUUCAAAAAAAGCCAUUAAGAAGAUGACACAGCACACAAUUGAUCAAAUUAUAAAUCAGCUAGCAGAUGUAAACGAAUUAUGGAGAGAUGGUUUUAAACAACUUAAAUGCUGUAUUUAUGACUAUCUUCAAGGUGUCGAGAAUUGGUCAUUACAAGAUAUAGAGAACGAGACAAUCUUUAUUGAAGUAUUCAAGUUUGCUUAUUUAGAAGGCAGUUAUAAGGCAGUUAUCCGUGCGUCCUCUAAUUAUUAUGGGCAAGCAGCUUUCUCAGAUGUUUGUAUUGAAAUGAAUAAAACAGAACAAGAUGAUUAUUUAACAGAUAAUGGCUUAUGUUAUGCGAAGGUUCUUCUUAUUCUUCGGAUCGCAUCCCCGAAAUUAGGCCAGAAACUCGAACUUGCUCUCGUUCAUUGGUAUGACUUUGCAUAUCCAUCUGAUACACAUCGUCAUUAUUUUUAUAAAUGCGCAAUACUGAAAUAUGUUGAACACUAUACCUUAAUUCCUAUUGCUUCAAUUACGGAUAUA
Messenger RNA from Dentiscutata erythropus, 1564 nucleotides. NCBI's taxonomy places the organism in Eukaryota, Fungi, Glomeromycota, Glomeromycetes, Diversisporales, Gigasporaceae. The record is from the annotation of a GenBank genome assembly.